AUGGCUUUAUAUGGAGAACGUUUAGCCAUUGAACGUCAACACCGAGUUUUGUCAAUUCAAAGCCAUGUUGUACAUGGAUACGCAGGCAACAAAUGUUCAGUUUUUCCUUUGCAGCUAAAUGGCUAUGAAGUGGAUUUCAUCAACAGCGUCCAGUUCAGUAACCACGCGGGUAACGUGGAAUAUUUGAAUUUACCUACAAGAUACGAACAUGUCAAAGGCCAAAAGCUAUCCAGUAACGAUUUAGAAGAUCUUUACGAAGGCUUACAGCUCAAUAAGAUCAAUAACUACUCUCAUAUAUUAACAGGGUAUUGUGGUAAUGUAGAUUUCCUCAGAAAAAUAGGCGAUAUUGUUAGUGAUUUGAAGAAGAAAGAUGGUUCGACGUUGUUCUUUUGUGAUCCUGUUAUGGGUGACAAUGGCCGAUAUUAUACGCCUAGAGAACUUCUUCCUGUAUACCGUGAUGUAAUCAUUCCUUUGGCUGAUGUUCUGACCCCAAAUGCUUUUGAACUAGGUGAACUCACUGGAAGUGUGAUUGAAACAGAAGAAGAGUGUUUCCGAGGAAUGGAUGUAAUGCAUAGUAAAGGAGUUAAAACAGUAGUCGUAACAAGUGGAGUGACGAAAACUCAAACUGAGAACUCUUUAGCAUGUUUUGCUAGCGUUUCAGAAAAUGGACAGAAAAAGAGGUAUCGUUUUCAGUUCCCUAGAUUGGUCGGACAGUUCGUUGGAACAGGCGAUGUUUUCGCUUCUUUACUAAUUGUCCACUUGACGGAAUGUGAGGGCGACGUGGCUCAGGCGGUAGGAAAAACAUUGGGAAGUAUGCAAGGCUUGCUUAGAAAAACUAGUGAAUAUGCUCAACUUCAAGUAGACUCUAAUUCAAGUGCAUUGUCGGAGCUUCGACUUAUUCAGGCACGUAAAGAGCUGCUACUGCCUCCUCAAAUAAUCACUGCUGAGAAUGUAGCUUUGUAG
This is a messenger RNA of Auanema sp. JU1783, 963 nucleotides long. Lineage: Eukaryota; Metazoa; Nematoda; Chromadorea; Rhabditida; Rhabditidae. The record is from the annotation of a GenBank genome assembly.